AUGCAGUUAGCAUCUGCAACCAGUUCUGAGACUCAGGAUCAGCAGUCCGAGUUUGGAAAAGCCGAUAAGAAAAGCCCAGUGGCGUGCAUGAUCACAGGCCAGGAUUUUAGAGCUAGAUUUAUGUCCCCCCUGAUCGUCGGCCUAAAGGCUAACAUCGGGGACAUGUACCAUCAAGUGACACUCGCACAGCAUGUGACUCAGCCUACGGCGCAUCAGCCUGUGAACGCAGUGUCACUGAUGUUGUGA
This is a messenger RNA of Puccinia triticina, 246 nucleotides long. RefSeq lists its product as uncharacterized. The record is from RefSeq and is a predicted model, not a curated record. The transcript is spliced from 2 exons. Lineage: Eukaryota; Fungi; Basidiomycota; Pucciniomycetes; Pucciniales; Pucciniaceae. The coding region runs from base 1 to 246 and encodes 81 amino acids.